AGUGUCCACCACUGUUUGUAAUCUCCUACAUUGCAGGGCAUUUGAAGUUCAAGUUCAAGUUCACAUUUAUUGUCACAUGUACCAAUUAAGGUACAGUGAAAUUUGAGUUACCAUGCAGCCAUACAAUAAAAAAGAACACAAUACACAAUCGAAUCCAACAUAAACAUCCACCACUGUGGGUGGAUCAUCAACAUUCUUCACUGUAAUGGAAGGCAACAAUGUUCAGUCAGUCUUCCUCCCUUGUCCACCGUGGUCGGGGCCAUGAACCCUCCGUAGUCGCCACUACAGAUGGCCCGAUGUACAAGCCCUCUCGUCUGGAUGAUCGAAACUCCAACGUCGGGACGAAUCGGAGCACACACUCUCUUGGAGUUCCCGAAUCGGCCACUUGCUUACCGGAGACCGCGGCUUCACCAUGUUAUAGAUUGAGUUAACAAUGGUGUGAAAGUCAGAAUUUAAAUAAAGAUAAGUAUCAUCUCUGUAUUGCAGCUUAGUGAGUAAUAUUGGAUUGACUUUAUUGACACCUGAGUGGAGGCAGAGUGGGUUGAACAUGUUCCCACUACCCCUAUUCAUGAAGGAAUGCUCUCAUUUCUAAAACUCGCCCCACCCAGGAUAUCAUGCCAGGACAAAUGUAAGGCAGGUUCCUUCUCAGAUAGAAACACACAGACAGAUGAGUUUAAAUUGUGACAGACUGCCAAGCAAAUUGCUGGAAAACAUAUGCUGAUUUUUAUCUUUGCAGGUAUGUGAAAAACUGCAUUAUGUGUUAAACUAGAGCAGAAUGCAAAGGACAUCAUAGCGAAUGUUACAAUAAGAGCUUUCAGAUCGAGAACGGGCUUUGAGGUGUUGAUGAAAGGUGUUAUUGAAGACCUUCAGCAACAAUGAAUUGGGGUUCUCUUCAAGGCAUCCUCAGUGGGGUGAAUAAAUACUCAACAGGAUUCGGUCGGAUAUGGCUAUCCGUCGUCUUCCUCUUCCGAGUGAUGGUUUAUGUGGUGGCAGCCGAGAAGGUCUGGGGCGACGACCAAAAAGAUUUUGAGUGUAACACCAAGCAGCCUGGCUGUGAAAAUGUCUGCUUUGACAACUACUUCCCAAUCUCCCACAUCCGCCUGUGGGCUCUCCAGCUCAUCUUUGUCUCCACUCCAUCCCUGCUGGUGGUCAUGCAUGUAGCUUACCGAGAAGAUAGGGAGAAGAAGAACAAGAGGAAACAUGGCGAACAAUGUCACAGUCUCUACCAAGACACAGGGAAAAAGAAAGGUGGACUCUGGUGGACUUACAUACUUAGUCUUGUGUUUAAAGCGAUAAUUGAUGUAGGGUUCCUGUAUAUCCUUCAUAAAAUCUACAAAAACUUUGACUUGCCUCGCCUUGUUAAAUGUGAGUUGCCGCCUUGCCCCAAUAUCGUUGAUUGCUUCAUUGCCAGGCCCACUGAAAAGAGGAUCUUCACUAUAUUCAUGGUUGUGACCGCAGGCAUCUGUGUUCUUUUAAACAUUGCUGAGUUUCUGUACCUCGUGAGUAAAAGAAUCAUGUCCGAGUGCUGUAUGUCAAGAAGGCGACAGCACGCAAAUCACUCCACAAAAACGUCAACUGUCUUACUUGACAAGUCAUCUGACGGAGCCUACAGCUCAGAGAUUAAGCCUUACUCUUUAAACUAAAAUCCAAGCCUCAUUUUUCACUUGAAUUCAUGAAAGAUCCACUAGAAAUACUUAUCUAGUGGAAUAUGCAGGACUAAUUAAACAUUAGUGUUAAACUUUGUACUUUUUUCACCUGGCACUCAAUGGAGCUUAACAAACCAUGGCCUCUCAAACUCUCAAACUCGGUGAAGGUUGUCUAGUUUUGCUAUAAAGUUGAGUUAAUUUUGGUGGAUCCACACAUCUCAACUCCACUCUUUCUCUCGAUCAAACUAAAGCAAUACUUCACUUUCCACUUUUAUAUUAGCAAAUGCUUAUCUGAUGUCUGAUAUAAAGUUAAUGGGUCACACUUUGUUUGCGUCAAUAGGCCCAUGCUAAGAUGCUCCCGAUAUCAGAGUAUGUAAAUAAAAGCAACGUAGAAAGUAGACAGUGGGACGGAAAAUGAAGCUAUACUAAAGGGAAAUACCAUUUGAGGAGGAUCUUACCACCAAAGGCCAUUUAAAUGAACAUCACAACUGAUCCAAUAUAUAAAUGCUAAGCAACGAUCGUGUUAAACAAAAGAUAUUCCCAUUGAUGCUGAGUCCCUCAACAUCAGUAUCCUGUGAGUUAUCAUUGACAAGGAGCUCACCUUUGUGUAUCCCCUGACUACUGGAGCCGGCCAUAGGCUGGUUAUGCUGUAAUAAGAGGUUCUCCUCUUGAUUGCACAACUCCUUUUCAUCUACUACAAGUAUUAUGGAAUACUCUCUAGUAGCCUGUAUGUGUGUAGCAUAGCAAGAGUCAAAAUAAACCAAGGCAAAGCAACUCGCUCCUUAACUCAUUAACUUUCCCACUAAACAUUUCGUAUUUUUAUCUGGACUCACCCUGGCUGCAGUGGUCAUUAAUAUUUAGGCCACUACUUUAUACCUACUGUAGAAAAUGGGGGUAAUUUCUACCUCAGGCAGCAACUGUAAGGCUGCGUCACUGUGCCACCCUGUUUUUGACAAUAAUGUCAUACAAUCCCUCACAAUAACCCACCACUUUAUAAGAUUCUUGAGCAUGAUCAUGGAGACUAAAUCUCAGUCACCAUUUUCAACUGAUCAGUUAACAUACCACCAACAAUUGACGGUAGUCCUGGUACAUGUUCACAACCCAAAAUGUCGACCAUCCCUCUGUCCCACAAAUGCUGCCUGACCCGCUGAAUUACUCCAGUAGUUUGUCUAUAUUAACAAGGGAAGUUAAACUUAACUCAAUGCAAUAUUACGAAGUACAUAACUCAAUAGAACAAUAUUGAGGAUGGCAAUAUUAUAGGAACAUUUAGAAAUGUCAAUGGCAGAAGCAGACUAUCAGCAGCACAUUUGGGUUCAAGAAUAUCUAAUCUUAGAAACACGGUUAAAGACCUUCACUGAGCUGGGGAGGUCCUUCACACAGAGGUUUGGAAGCUCUGGAAUUCACAUCCAUGAAUGAGUACAUGGAUGUGUCAGAAACGUUAUCUCGGGUCAUUCCCCUUGGAGUAAAGGAGAUAAAGAGCACAAGUGAUGGGGAUGUAUUAGGUCAAUACUGGUUCAGGGAGAGUAAAUUGAGAAAUGUUGUCUCACAAUAGCUGUGGAGAAGGAAAUUAAAUUGUGGGCAUAAAGGAGGACUUGAGAGUUUUUAUUUUGCACAGAGAGUAGUUACAACCUGUAACUAGGGUCAACAUAGGAAAAGAGAAUAAUUUACAGAACUAUGAGACCAAUUGUGUAGCUCCACAAAUGAGCCAGCUUGGACUCAAUGGGUUAAAGUGGUUUCCCUUGGUGGCAUCAUAGCUAUAUGAUUCCAUGAUAUCUACAUUUAAAAUGUAAGAUUACAUUGAGCAGGUGGCAUGAUGAAAAGAGGUUGCAAGAUAUGGAAACAGUGGAGAAAUGCCACAAGAAAUAUUUGUGCAUGUUCAUGUUUGUUUAAUGCCUUCAUGAAUUUAACAUGAUUUAUUUCUUGUAUGUGUUAACCGUAUAACCAUAUAACAAUUACAGCACGGAAACAGGCCAUCUCGGCCCUACAAGUCCGUGCCGAACAACUUUUUUCCCUUAGUCCCACCUGCCUGCACUCAUACCAUAACCCUCCAUUCCCUUCUCAUCUAACUACUUGAAUGUAUUUGUAUUUUCAUGUUGAUAUUGUUAAUUCAAAUGUUGUCAUGGAUUAAUUGCAAUGAGCUGGAGUCAAUGCAGUUUUACAUUUGUUACCUAUAGCUUGCUGGUUAAUUCACAGUCUAAUGUCUGCCCCAUGGAGAUAUAUCAAAGUCUGAAUUUAAUUUCAUCGUUUGAAUAUUUUCAGUGAUUUGUGGUUUUCAAUUAUGCAUUAUUUACAGCAAUAACGAUUCAACAUAACUUAAUGUGGAAUAUGGAUAUUUGAUAUGCAUUAUAUGUGCAUUCACAGAAAUAGAUAUUUUAACAUUAUAACAUUGCUAUUCACUUUAUUAAGGAGAUUAUAUGUUGGUUUCAUCUUAGGGUCUUGUAAACCAGUAUGCAUUUUCAUGUCUUAAGAAGACAGUGAAUGAAUGUAUGUCACAAAGUCACAGUCUUGAGAUAUUGAAAUUUUAUUGAGACCCGAUCAUGGGUCAAAUGAAUGAACAUAUCUUAAUUAAAGACUUGGAUAUCUGAAUGAGUAACACAUAUGUGGUUACAUUCUUUGGAGAAUCGGAUAAGCUUUACUAACAAUAUUAAUUUCUUGCACAUUAAAGGAGCACUGCCACUUGGGAAAACAACUAGCAAGAUCAUUUUUUCAAUAAAUGUACAGUUGUUGUAAUGAUUGAAAAAAUAUUGCUGGAGUCAUUUGUGUUCAAUAAAGUAUACGUAUUUUGAAAAAUAAUAUUUAAAGAGUUUUUUUCUUGUUUCUAAAAUCAGGAAAUUAAUUUGAGUCAACAAUACUCUAAGCAAUGAUUGUUCUUUGUUUCCUGCAUCAGUGAAUGAUCUAAUUUAAAAAGUGUUGUAUUGCAAAAAGUCAUAAUAAAAAUUUAAGAUAUGCAAA
Leucoraja erinaceus (little skate) is the source of this 4598-nucleotide messenger RNA. Its product is annotated as gap junction beta-4 protein-like. The record is from RefSeq and is a predicted model, not a curated record. The transcript is spliced from 2 exons. The coding region runs from base 876 to 1643 and encodes 255 amino acids. Gene Ontology annotation, biological process: cell communication. Lineage: Eukaryota; Metazoa; Chordata; Chondrichthyes; Rajiformes; Rajidae. Gene Ontology annotation, cellular component: connexin complex.